AUGCCAGAUAUCCGCCGCCUGCACGCCAGCCGUUGCUCGACCAUCAGCCCAGUUGCUGACAUGAUCACCUGCCGCGUUGGUGUGUUCGAGCCGACUACUCUGGAGGUCGAGUCGGAGCGGUCGCUAUUCCAGAUCGUCAUCUACGGUGAGCUGUUCGGCGAGAGUAUGCACGCCUGCUGCUCCGACCCCCCGGGCCCGCGUUUUGAUCUGGAUCUACGCCUCGACUACAUCAAAUACUGCAUCCCUGACUUCAGGUGUUGGCCCGGCUACCCGGGCUUCAUCGUGCUCAAUGUCGGACCAUACGCCUCAGGAAACGAAAACGUUAUUGAGGAGAUCAACGAUUGGGAUCAGGUUGCCCUCUAUUAUCUCCUGAGAUGUCAGACGUGGCGGGAGGCGUGGGCAGCGGUUCGGUUGCAGAUCGGCCCAGACUUUGUCGAGGGCUGGCGCCAAAAAAUGUGGUCUUCGAGCGUACAGUGCCAGGGGUUGGAAGGGCUGCAGAUGCUGCGACCUGGGGGGUGGAGAUCUGGAGGAUGA
Molecule: messenger RNA, 534 nt
Organism: Endocarpon pusillum Z07020
Lineage: Eukaryota; Fungi; Ascomycota; Eurotiomycetes; Verrucariales; Verrucariaceae
Exons: 1
Coding region: 1-534 (177 amino acids)
Source: RefSeq, a predicted model, not a curated record